Molecule: messenger RNA, 2029 nt
Organism: Leptomonas pyrrhocoris
Lineage: Eukaryota; Euglenozoa; Kinetoplastea; Trypanosomatida; Trypanosomatidae
Exons: 1
Coding region: 365-2029 (554 amino acids)
Molecular function (GO): protein binding
Source: RefSeq, a predicted model, not a curated record
AGAUUCAUCCAAUAGUGAACUUCAUCUUUGCGGAGCGACCAUGCGGCGUCACCUCUCAUGCUUCACGCCGCCCUUCGGCUGCUCGCCAACGCCGCCGUGCUGCAACUUAAUAAGGUCCUCUCUGCCGGGGACGCUCACGCACACCGCGAGGUCCUUCGCUCGUCAGCCUCCGCCGUCCGAAGCGUCUUGCAAACGCGCUUUUCCUCAGAGACAACUCCACUUUUCUUCCGUGCUGUCACGAGCGUCUCGUAAACGCCUCGCUGCAAAACCUACCAAAGCAGCCCAGCUUGCCGAAGCAACCAGCGACAACCAAAAUCUCUCAACCCUUUCAAGUGGCAGGGCGGUUUCGUCCUCAGAGAACGUGAUGUGCCCCGCUGCCGACUCGCUGGCUCAGCGGCAGACACAUGAUGUCGAAGCUCAGCGCACGUACCCAACUCCACGCCCGCCACGCCCCACCGUUACCGUUUCCUCUGCUGCACUGCUGCAGUCUCUCGAAGCGCAGCAAUCCCCAUUCGCCGCCACCUUGAACAAGCGGCUUACUCCACGCCACACCGGCCCGCGCGGCGCCGUUGCGGAUCGGCACUCGGCGCACCAAACGGAUGCGCAGCGCCACGCGGCAGACGAGCUUCGCACAGCGGAAGACAGCACCAUUCAGAGCGACGGUUACGACCCGGCACUGGUGAUGCGGACAGACGGGCGCCGUCGCCAGGUGCGUCUCAACCACGUUCAGCGGGAGCUGAUCUGGACCGCGCGUCAGGCACAGUACCAGGGACUGCUCCAGCGCAUCGUCGCGUGCUUGCAGUCUCACCGCAGCCCCGUCGAGAAGUGUCAGACACUCUUUGCGCUGCAUGACGAGGCAGUCCAUCGGCACCUGCGCCUGCGCGCCGACACCUACGAGGACAUUUUUCACACCCUCUACAGCGUCGGCGUGCGGCGGGGCGGCGGCGGCGCCGGCCAUCCAGGCAAGGCGUCGCUGAGCCCAAGUGCGCAGCUGACGGCAGGCGAUGCGCAGUGGGAGAACGAUCUGAGUGGCCACGCAGCGGCCACCGUCCGUGGUGGGUCGCUGCCGGCGGAGUUGGCCUCCUCGGCCGCCGCCUCGAGCACCGUGUUAAGCACGCAUGGAAUGGAACACGUGUGGGAGAUGUACCGCUACUCCGUCGACAGCGGCACCGACCCGACCGCGCGUGUGCUGCAGUACGUGAUGGGGCUGCUGGAGCACGCCUCCGUCGCCCUUGCCGUUCGUCGCGCCGCACCCUCUGCGUCGACAGAUGCGCGUCUCGGUGCGAACCACUCCAACCGCCGUACACGCAGCAGUGGACUUCUCCUUGUGGAAGCGAAGGCGCACUCGCUCAUGAUGGACGCCGAUCGCUUCCACCUCACCCCGUCCGAGUACACCAUCAACUCCUACAUAGGGAUCUGCGAGGCCUGCGACAGUAUGCACCUUGCGGUAGCACGUGUCACGGACUACCAGACACGGCACGAGCGGCAGCCCUCCGAUGGGAUGUACGCCCGACUCAUCACGGGACUGGUGCGCUGCGGUCAUUACGAGGACGCCGUGGCGGUGGUGACCACGAUGCAGAACGUACCCAUGACCACUUACCUGCUGAACGCGGUGCUGCAGGCUGCACGACACUCACGUGACCCCGCGAGCGUCUUCACCUUCUAUCGGGCGUUAUUCUUCUCUCCCGCGAGCCCACUGCGCGUGGGGGCGCAACGCAAUGCGAAGGACCGCCGCGCUGAGCCGUCAACGCGCUCGGGCAUUCGCCUUGUCCCCUCCCUCGUCACCUUCUCUAUUCUAGUGGAGGUGAUGGAGGCGACGCACAGCGGAGCGGAGCUUGAUUUUGUGCUGGCGGAGAUGCAGCACUAUCGCAUCAAGGGAAACGGAAUGCUGCUGAACAAGCUCCUGCGACUCAUGGAGGAAAGUGGUAAAUCACAGGAGAAGAGUGCGCUCCAAAGUGCAAUGGAGAGGAGGCAGAUUCGGGUCUUUGAUGAGCACAAAAGGAGGGGCAGCCUUCUGAGCCCCACGUAG